Messenger RNA from Diachasmimorpha longicaudata, 1462 nucleotides. It is a transcript of the gene mora, whose product is annotated as cysteine and histidine-rich domain-containing protein morgana. The record is from RefSeq and is a predicted model, not a curated record. NCBI's taxonomy places the organism in Eukaryota, Metazoa, Arthropoda, Insecta, Hymenoptera, Braconidae. Bases 188 to 1207 code for a protein of 339 amino acids. The transcript has 4 exons.
CGGUAGAGCAGCCAGCGAGCUCGUCCGCUGGUAACGGUGAGAACGUCAGAAACGUGAGUGUUGGUGAACAUAACCUUCAGAAGUUUCCGGAAAUAAAUAAACAAAAUUAACGGAAAACGACGAGGUUUGCAGCAGUUAUUCGUGAUUUUUGAAAAACAAGAUCGUUCUGUGGGUAAACCAGGUGAUAAUGGCCGAGGAGAAGGUGUUAGUUAAUUGCUACAACCGAGGAUGCGGACAGAAGUUCAAUCCCAGUGAGAAUAAAGAGGACGCGUGUGUCCACCACCCUGGCACCCCAGUAUUCCACGACGCCUACAAGGGCUGGUCGUGCUGCAAAAAAAAGUGCACCGACUUCACCGAAUUCCUGAACAUCAAAGGAUGUACAAGAUCCUUCCAUUCAAACGACAAACCCCCGGAGCCUGAGAAACAGAAAGUCGACAAGACGAAGGCCGACGAGGUGAUACAGUACCGUCCACCAGUGAAUAGCCAACCUACCCUGGAAAGACCGGCCUUCGAAGCACCUCAGGUGACACUGACGCCGACAGUCUCGCCGACUCUCCUCGAUCAGAUAAAGGGAAUCACCGCCAACGAGCCCUCGACCCUGGGGGACAAGGAAGUGCAGGUGGGGGAGAGCUGCAAGAACAAAGCAUGCAAAGCCAGUUAUAGCGGUGCUGAGUCCAAUGACGAAGUUUGUGUUCACCAUCCUGGGGUCCCUAUCUUCCAUGAGGGACUCAAGUUCUGGUCCUGUUGCCAGAAGAAGACCACGGAUUUCUCGGUGUUCCUGGCGCAGCCUGGAUGCACUCAGGGCAGCCAUAUGUGGAUCGUUAAGAAUGAGAGCAAACGAAUCGAGUGCCGAAUGGAUUGGCACCAGACAGGAUCCCAUGUCGUCGUCUCAAUUUUCGCCAAGAAGUAUAAUCCAAAUAAAUCGUUUGUCAAGCUGAAUCCUAUUCGACUAACUGCUAGUUUAUUCUUUCCUGAAGAAAAUUCGAAUUAUGAUCUUGAUCUGGAGCUGAGAGGGGUUGUGGACGUUGCAAACAGUUCUGUCAGUAUGCUGCCCACUAAAGUAGAGAUAAAAAUGAAGAAAGCCGAACCUGGCUCCUGGGCUAAACUGGAUUUUCCCAGAGAAGUAAUAAGGAAAGUAGAAAAACCCCUACAAAACGACGAAAACAUUGCAGAGCGCGUAGACGCAGUUGACCUCAGUGACCUGUGAACUUUAUUAAAUAAAUACUAUCUUCAUCCUGUGCAGUGAUAAGUUUCCAAAACCACUGAUUUUGUAUGAAAAUGAAAAUUCUGAAUUUAAAUGCUCGGAGACUCCAGAGGCCGGGUUUUACGACCACCUUGACAUAAAGAAUGAAAUCAAUGGCAGUUGGGUGCCAUUCGGUUCACGAGGGAUAGAAAAUAAGGACUAGCUAAUUGUUGAAGGAGCUUAAUGAAUCAGAAAUAAAACUUUGAUGUCCAUGAACAA